CGCAGUGUGACGCCGCUGCUGGUCUCGCGAGAACUGAGCGCUCGCUAAGAUGGCGGCCCUGUGCGAGGCCUUCACGCUAUGCGGUUUGGGGCCCACCGGCGGCGUCGGUCUCGGUAGCGGCCUUCUGGCGCUGGAGCCGGGUGCUGAUCCCGACCACGUCCUGCUCACCGACCGCGGCAGGACGGCCACGCUUUUUAAGGUCUCAGAUCAGAAGCCACUGGGCUGUUGGUCAGUUAAACAUGGGCAGAUUAUCACGUGUCCAGUUGUAUGCAACUUUGAGACUCACGAAUAUAUAGCUGUUCAUGAUAACAAGGUUUUACGAAUAUGGAAGGAUAAAGAUGUUAACUUGGACAAAGUAUUUAAAGCAACACUUUCAGCUGAGGUGUACAGAAUACAUUCACUGCCCCAUGCAGAGCCAUUGGUGUUGUUCAGAGGAGGGGGUGUUCGAACUUUAGAUGUUCUUCUGGAAGCUCCACAACAAGAAAUUGAAAACAUCAUCUCAGAUGAAGUUAUCAAGUGGAGUGAAGCAUUACUGGAAGGUCAACAACCUGUCUUAAUUUUCGUUACAGAGAAAGAUGGGGAUUUUUUUGUCUACAUACAGAAAGUUAAGAUGAGGAGUCUACAUAAAUACAAGCUUCAACAACAGGAAUUAUCUAAUCCGCUUUGUUUCACAGCAUAUAUAAAAAAGCAGAUUAUCACACUUCUAUGUUUAUACUCCAGUGACUCUGUAUAUGAAGUUCUGAUACCUCUACAGCAAAACAGUGAAGAGGAAGAGCAAACUCUAUCCAAAUCACUACUACUAAACCUUUCAAUAUCUGGAAGUGCUCUAAAAGGAACUUCUUUUGUUAUUCUUGAUAAAGACCAUGUUGCAGUACUGGGAAGUCUAGCAGCAUCUGGUGAAGAAUCCAAAGAGUGCCUAACAAUAUGGAAUACAAAAUUUCAAACAUUACAAGCUUCAAAGGAACUGCCCCUGGGAACCAGUGGACAACUGUGGUGUUAUGGGGAAAAAUUUUUCUUCACUCAUGGAAAAGUGCUAACAGUAGUUAUAUACAAGUGUGAAACUUCAUCCUUGGCAGCUGCUGUGGGAAAACUGAAGGACAGUCAAACCUCUGAUCUUUCUUCAUUUGUAAACUGGAAUACUCUUGGAGAUGAAGAGCUCCUGGUUUCCUAUCAGUCACAGCAGUCUGUAGCUCUAAAGCCUGAAUCCAAAAUGACAUUAAGAUCAAAAAAGAGCGCCGUUGAGAACAUGCAGCCAGAUGCCUCCACAAUUGGGCAGUUCUUACUAUGUAUAAAAGAUGCUUCCACAACUGCUGUUGAAGGUGAAUUGAGACAACUGUUGUCAAAAGCACAGAGACCAGAUUUUCAGGCCACCAUUGGAUGUGUAAUAAGUGCUCUAAUGAACAGGUGUAAAACAGAUCCAAUGUUCUACCCUCGAAACUUCCUGGUACAGAUGAUCCAGAAACGAGAAUUAUCUUACAGUUUGUGUCCAGACUUAAUGGCUGUUGCUUUAGAGAAAAAAGAUGUACAUCUCUUACAAAUCUGCUUACAACGGUUUCCAGAUAUUCCUGAAGAAAUUACUUACGCUUGCUUGAAAGUAUUUUUAAGCAUUAGUGAUGAUUAUCUGGAAGGAACAGACGUGGAUCUAGAAUCUGUAAUCUCUUACAUUGAUAUUGAACCAAACAGUAAAGUUAAGACUGAAGUUGUAGAAAAUGGUUUCAGUACUGAACUGGAAGAAGAUGGUUGUGAUGUCAAAGGCAUGAAGGAAACCCAUAUGAUGGACAAUGUUGAAUUCUGCCCUGUUGGACCUCAUAAGGCAGCAUUAUUAAAUGCUGUUCUUCAUUCAGCUUACAGUGAAACGUUUCUUUUGCCCCAUCUGAAAGACCUUCCAGCUCAGCAAGCUGUUCUGUUUCUCAGGUAUUUGCACUACCUGUAUGUGAAAUGCAGUGAAAAAAUCAACACAACUCUUCCUGGAGUACUCCCUCCAACUAUAAGUCAGAUUAUGGAUUGGAUGUGCCUAUUACUUGAUGCUCACUUCACAGUUAUGGUGAUGCUACCAGAAGCAAAAAGAUUGCUUUCAAGCAUGCAUAAGUUUGUGAGAGCCCAAGUACGAUUCUACUCUGAACUUAACAAAAUCGAAGGAAGUUUGCAAGAACUGCAAAGAAUUAAAUGCCAGGAAAACUCUCAGGCAUAUUCUAUUGAAGUGCUGGAACUUAUUUGAAUAUGAAAUGAAUUAUUAACAAACUUGUUAUUGAUUCCUUUUAUGACAAGGAUGUAUUAGCACUCCAUAUUGGGGAUGUGAAAAGUUGAGUUUUGUGCACAGGAAGAACGCGGUUACUCAGUAGCUAUGUGGGGGGUUGUGUAUUAAAAGCUCUUUUUUGACUGGAUGAUUUUCAUAUAUUUUCAUUGUAAUUUUGUUAUGCAGUCACAAGAAUAUCCUAAAAUUGUAUCUGAUUCUUGGCCGAGAAGUGAUAGGAUAUUUGUAAAAAGGUUUCAAGAAAUGUUUCAUCAAAUCAAUUGUCACUUCUGUUCCAUUUGCUUCUUUUUCACUUACAGGCAGUUGAAUUCUCAGAUUCUUCAGAGCUCUCUAAUCUUUGCUCUGGUUAGGAUCUAUAGAUACUCUGAGUUUGUUUCUUUUGUUUUCUAUUUUUAAGUUGAUUUUAUUCUCUAUAUAUACACACACAUUCAUAUUUAUUAUUUUCUGAACAAGAACACUUAGCACCAAACUAAGAACAUUCUUACCUACAUUCUUGUCCAUUUCUUCUAAGUACUUUUUCAGAGUGAACAUCUCCAGUUAACCUCAUUCAUACUGCUUGUUCUGUACAGCUUGGAUUCUAGCAUUCCAAAACAUCAUAGCUUUCUGAAUGCAAGGUUUGCUGAAGGUACUGCUGAUAUGAGCAACUGUGCAUUGUGCUUCUGAUGAGGCACACACUUGAAACUGAUUUGUUACAAGCUACUUGUUGGACUAAAGGUCUGUCUGAAUGAAAGCUGAUCAAAGAUGCAAGAGAGAUAUGGCACGUAAGCUUAAUGCUAGAUUUCUUAAGAUUUAAUAUAAAAUGAAUGUAACAAGCAGAAGCCUCCAGAGAAAAAUGAGUACAUCAAUAACUGUUCAGAAUAACACAAAAUCUUAAUGACCUUUUAAAAUAAUAUUAAGUGAAUAUUAAUGUAUCAGCAUAUUUAUAUGCUUCAUAUUUUUCAUUGUAAUAAAUAAAAUGGUAAUUGAUAAUUUGAAUUAA
This is a messenger RNA of Lagopus muta (rock ptarmigan), 3233 nucleotides long. RefSeq names its product nucleolar protein 11 (gene NOL11). The coding region runs from base 50 to 2218 and encodes 722 amino acids. The transcript has 18 exons. Gene Ontology annotation, cellular component: nucleolus; nucleus. Gene Ontology annotation, biological process: maturation of SSU-rRNA. Gene Ontology annotation, molecular function: RNA binding; protein binding. Lineage: Eukaryota; Metazoa; Chordata; Aves; Galliformes; Phasianidae. The record is from RefSeq and is a predicted model, not a curated record.